This is a messenger RNA of Magallana angulata, 690 nucleotides long. RefSeq lists its product as uncharacterized. The annotation marks the transcript as partial. The record is from RefSeq and is a predicted model, not a curated record. The transcript has 3 exons. NCBI's taxonomy places the organism in Eukaryota, Metazoa, Mollusca, Bivalvia, Ostreida, Ostreidae.
CCCUCUCUCUCUCACCACUCACUCCACUCUCUCCCCUCUCUCUCUCACCACUCACUCCCCUCUCUCUCUCACCACUCACUCCCCUCUCUCAUCACUCACUCCCCCCUCUCACCUCACACUCCCCCUCUCACCACUCACCCCCCUCUCUCUCUCCCUCACACUCCCCUCUCUCUCUCACCACUCACUCCACUCUCUCCCCUCUCUCACCACUCCACUCUCACUCACCCUCCUCCCUCUCUCUUCUCACUCCCUCUCUCUCACCACUCACACUCCCCUCUCUCACCACUCACUCACCACUCACUCCUCUCUCUCACCACUCACUCCCCUCUCUCACCACUCACCCCCUCUCUAUCAUCACUCACUACCCCCUCUCACCUCACACUUCCCUCUCUCUCACCACUCACUUCCCUCUCUCAUCCCUCACACUCCCCUCUCUCACCACUCCCCUCUCACUCACCACUCACUCCCCUCCCUCUCUUAAUACUCCCUCUCUCUCACCCCUCACAUUCCCCUCUCUCACCACUUACUUCCCGCUGUCACCACUCACUCCUUUCUAACUCCCCACUCACUGUUGGUGAGUUUGCGAUAUCCCCAUCGUCACAAAUAUUAAUCGCCACAAACCAGUACUCAAAUGUCUCUGAGUCCUGCCCCCCCCCCCCCCCCUGAUCCGUGCAUUGUAUAUACGUAUAG